AUGAGGGGCCUUACACAAAGCACUCCAACCCCUCCAGGCCACCCGAUGGAGCACUGGCCAUCAGGAGGCAGAGUAUCCCAGAUGAGUUUAAGGGCUCCAGUGUUGUAGAGUUAAUGAAGAAAGAGGGAACCACACUCGGCCUCACUGUGUCUGGGGGCGUCGACAAGGAUGGAAAACCUCGGGUGUCCAACCUGCGCCAGGGAGGCAUCGCUGCUAGGAGUGACCAGCUCAACGUGGGCGACUACAUCAAGUCUGUGAAUGGGAUCAAUCUGACCAAGUUCCGUCACGACGAGAUCAUCAGCCUGCUGAAGAACGUCGGAGAACGAUCUGUGGUUCUAGAGGUGGAAUUCGAGCUGCCACCUGUCUCUGUUCAAGGCUCUGGGCUGAUGUUCAAAAGCGUUGAGGUGACUCUGCACAAAGAAGGCAAUACGUUCGGCUUUGUCAUCCGAGGAGGAGCCCACGAGGACAGGAACAAAUCCCGACCCGUUGUCAUAACGACCAUCAGGCCAGGUGGACCUGCUGACAGGGAGGGCACGGUGAAGCCAGGGGACAGGCUCCUGAGUAUCGAUGGGAUCCGUCUUCACGGGACAUCCCAUGCAGAGGCCAUGUCCAUCCUCAAACAGUGUGGACAGGAGGCUACGCUACUCAUCGAGUACGACGUCUCCAUCAUGGACUCCAUAGCCACAGCUUCAGGGCCUCUGCUGGUUGAGGUAGCCAAGUCCCUGGGGUCCAGUCUGGGCCUGGCCCUCAACACCUCCAUGUACUGCAACAAGCAGGUCAUCAUCAUAGACAAGGUCAAGCCCGCAAGCAUCGCAGACAGGUGUGGGGCGCUGCACGCGGGUGACCACAUCCUGUCUGUGGACGGUACCAGUAUGGAGUAUUGUACCUUGGCCGAGGCCACCCAGCUGCUCGCCAGCGCCUGUGAACACGUCAAGAUGGAGAUCCUGCCCCACCACCAGACCAGGCUGGCCCUCAAGGGUCCUGAACACGGUACUGACCCUAUCCCUAACCUAUGACCCCUAACCCCACCACCAGACCAGGCUGGCCCUCAAGGGUCCUGAACACGGUACUGACCCUAUCCCUAACCUAUGACCCCUAACCCCACCACCAGACCAGGCUGGCCCUCAAGGGUCCUGAACACGGUACUGACCCUAUCCCUAACCUAUGACCCCUAACCCCACCACCAGACCAGGCUGGCCCUCAAGGGUCCUGAACACGGUACUGACCCUAUCCCUAACCUAUGACCCCUAACCCCACCACCAGACCAGGCUGGCCCUCAAGGGUCCUGAACACGGUACUGACCCUAUCCCUAACCCAUGACCCCUAACCCCACCACCAGACCAGGCUGGCCCUCAAGGGUCCUGAACACGGUACUGACCCUAUCCCUAACCUAUGACCCCUAACCCCACCACCAGACCAGGCUGGCCCUCAAGGGUCCUGAACACGGUACUGACCCUAUCCCUAACCUAUGACCCCUAACCCCACCACCAGACCAGGCUGGCCCUCAAGGGUCCUGAACACGGUACUGACCCUAUCCCUAACCCAUGACCCCUAACCCCACCACCAGACCAGGCUGGCCCU
Messenger RNA from Oncorhynchus keta (chum salmon), 1581 nucleotides. RefSeq names its product glutamate receptor-interacting protein 1-like. The annotation marks the transcript as partial. The transcript is spliced from 8 exons. Gene Ontology annotation, biological process: neurotransmitter receptor transport, endosome to postsynaptic membrane. NCBI's taxonomy places the organism in Eukaryota, Metazoa, Chordata, Actinopteri, Salmoniformes, Salmonidae. The record is from RefSeq and is a predicted model, not a curated record. Gene Ontology annotation, molecular function: nuclear glucocorticoid receptor binding.